Cuscuta epithymum is the source of this 5185-nucleotide messenger RNA. The record is from the annotation of a GenBank genome assembly. Lineage: Eukaryota; Viridiplantae; Streptophyta; Magnoliopsida; Solanales; Convolvulaceae.
GUGAUUUCGCCCCUCCAUGGCGCCUACACAGGUCUUUCUCUCAGUUAAAAUCCCUCUCCAAUUGAAAUCAAACAGAGUUUUUCAUCCUAGAUUUAACCCCAACCGCUAUCUAACCUAUGAUUAUGCUCUUCUGGAAUGGCGCUCGAGUGUAAGCACUUCAAGUUACCCACCAAAGACCGGUGCUUUAAGUACUACCACCAGGGCAAACCCUUUCCCCUCUGAAAAGAACAAUUCAAGCCAAAGUCGAGAUCUUUUUUAUGAAUUUCUCCGAAAUACAGUAGUGCUGACGGCAACGAUGAUCGCUUUGUGUGGCGGCGGUAAUAAUUUCGCUCUAGCCGGUCCCGGUGAUUGUUACUAUUUUCGGAAGAGCCCAAUAAAAGAGGAAGAAAUACUAUCUCAUUUUGAGUUGGAUAUGCAUUUUAAAGACCCGGAAUUAGAUGCUCUCUUUGGUUCUUUGUUUUUGAUCUGGCUUUCAUUUGCGUCCUGUGUAGUCUAUGUCUCAUUGUUUCCGCCUCCUCCAGACAAAAUCUACAGAGUUCAAUUGGUCGAGGUCGAAUCAGGCUUCGUGAUACGAGUAGCUAUAGAUGGAUGGGAUUAAAACAAUUACAUGGUGUAACUGAGUUUCUUCUUGCAAACCUGGAGUCUUGCAUCUAUGGUUUUGCUUCUGUGCAUUCAAAAGAGACACGUAUGCUGGAGCUUGUCUGGAAAGAGCAGAAAAGGUUUUAUGUUGAAAGGUCCAUAUUGGAUGCCUUUGAAGACGAGAUCUCAUUUCUUAAAAGACUUGUCAUUGCUUGCUUCAACUUCAUUGUUGGAAGAAAGACAUGCAUUGUUGCAGACACCACACAACAGGAACACAACAAUGGCUAUAUAGUGGUAACGAUAUUAGUAUCUACUAAUGCCCCCUUGGAACUUUCCAUUAUGAAUAACGGCGAAGACUUUAAGAAGAACUUGCAAACCCUAAACUCCUUUACCCAAUGCUGCAGUAAAGUUGACAUUUUGUGGGCGCCUCAAUUGGUUAGUAGGUGGCUGACAUUGGAGGAAUUGCAAGAAAAGUGCCCCCAUUUCAUACCUCUCUAAGGGGUGUUUGUAUCUGACUCUUAAUGCUGUUUCUACUCAUUCACUCCUAGAAGCUGGGAGAGAUCAAUUUCUGAAAAUAGAUUUUGAUUCCGUUUCUCCUUAAAAAAAAGCAGGAGUAGAAUCCGUUCCAAACACCCCCUAUAUAGGAAUGUAAAUGAGCUGAGUUCAAACUUUGCGAUAUUCGAGCAUGAUAAAUUAAAGUGGAGAGUUCGAGCUAGAACUCAAAUGAGUUUUGUCCUCAAGGUGGAAGCUGGGAAAGAGCUCCUGGUAUUUUGCAAGCUCUUCCCAGGAAUCUUCAAACUUAGGCAAGUGCUUUCAAUGGAUCAAGACUUCCCUGACUCCCUUCGAAUUGAUCCUUGAAUCUACCACCUUCUCGGGUUGUGAUUGGAGUUCUCACUCAUCCGUUUAAACAAUCAGGGAGAGGUUUGCAAGGUAUGUUUGCUGCAACAGAUUUCUUAAGUAAAGAAAUAUGGAAAAUUGGGUGUACUGAGCAAUCUUUUGGAAGCUGGAGUUUGAAAGCCACAUGGUUAAUUUGCUCAAUGAUUUCAUAGGGCCCAUAGUACCUGGGGCUAAGUUUUUGGUUAAUUUGUUUCGCUAAGCUCCUUAGCUUGUAUGGCUGUAUUUUCAGGUACACUUUGUCGCCCACUUCUAGUUUCAUAUCCAUCCUAUGUUUGUUAGCUUGCUGCCUCAUCUGACUCUGAGCUAUUGCCAAAUUCUUCUUCAGUUCUGCCAACAUGACAUUCUUUUUAGCCAUUAACUUAGUGACUUCAUCUACUGCAGUUUCUGUAGCAUCUCCCUUGACUAGAGCAGGGGGUCAUGGCCAUACAAGCCUUUAAAAGGGUUGCUUCUCUGGGCAGAAUGAUAAUAUUGGUGUUGUACCAAUAUUCUGCCCAUGGCAGCCACUUGUGCCACUGCCUGGGUUUGCUUCCAAUGGUACUACGUAAAUAUGUUUCCACACACCUAUUCACCAGAACAGGGUGAUCUGUGGUACUAUAGUGCAGUUGUGUCCCUGCCAGUUUGAAUAACUCCAACCAAAACGAACUCAUGAAUAUGUUUUCCCGACUAUGGUUUUUGGAAAACCAUGAAGUCUGACCACCUCCCGUAUGAACAAAUCAGCCACUUCCUUAGUCGUGUAUGAGUGAGCUAGAGCUAGGAAAUGGGAAAAUUUUGUUAGUCUAUCCACGACCACCAAUAUUGUAUCUUUACCCCUCGCCCUAGGUAGACCACCUAUAAAAUCCAUACUGAUAUCUGUUCAAAUUUGUUUGGGAAUUGGCAAAGGAUGUAACUAACCUGUUGGGCUUAAUGCUUGAUACUUAUUUCUCUGGCAAAUCUCACAUUCCUUGACAUAUUUCUUAAUGGUUGCCCUCAUGCCCUCCCAAUAAAAAAUAUUGGUAAUUCUUUUGAGGGUCCAGAGUUAGCCUGCAUGCCCUCCCAUCGCUGAGUCGUGAAAUUCCUUAAGGAUCAUGCUGAUUCGGGUUGAGUUCUUAGGCAGGACUAAUCUGUCCCGAUAGUACAAUAAUCCUUUUCUCAAACGGGACCCAAGGUGAGGGUUUGCAUGAGUUAGUAACUCUUGAAUGAUCUGUUGACAUCUGGUAUCUCUUAGGAGUUCUUCCAACCUUUCUAACUUCUGGUAGGUUACUACUGUCAAUGAUAGUAGACUCUUUGGAUGUUUUUACUUGGACGGUAAUUUGCUGUUCUGGUCUAUUCUGGUCUGAUCUGGUCUGGGACAUAUUACAAUCCCAGUAAAAACAUCCUUCUUUCGGGAUAGGGCAUCUGCGGCCCUAUUUUCAUUCCCUUGUUUGUACUUGAUCAAAAAAUUAUAGCCCAAUAGCUUUGCUACCCACUUUUGUUGCUCCCCCAGUAAUCUGUGCUCAGUGAGGGAUUUUAAGCUCUUCUGAUCCGUGUGAAUUUUAAAGCUUCUGCUCAAUAGCUAGUGUCUCCUUUUUUGUAUGGCCAUCACAAUUGCCAGCAACUCCCUUUCGUAAACUGAUUUCCUUUGAUUCCUUUGUAAUAGUACUUGGCUCAUAAAGGCUACCGGCUUCCGUCUUGCAUCAAAACUGCCCCUACCCCCCCCCAGAUGCAUCCGUCUCCACCACAAUUUUUUUGUUAAAAUUAGGGGUUGCAAGAACUGGGAGGGUGGUCAUUGCUUUUUUCAGUUGCUCUAAAGCUGAGAUGGAUUCCGGUUGCCAUUUGAACCCCUCUCUUUUCAACAUGGGCGGAGCUAGGUGUGGCCAACCUAGGCCAUGGCCCACCCCAAAUUUUAAAAAUGGCUAAAUUUUUAAGGUAAAAAAUUUCGUAUAAAUUUUUUCUAAAAAUAUUCUUUGUACCGGCCCAGUGCCCUUAUGGCGGGGCUCCAUACCUCCCAUCUUAUUUUCUUUCACUUUGAUUUGUAUCAGGUAACAAUAUUAGUUUGUACUAAUGCCCCCCUGGAACUUUCCAUUAUGAAUAGAGGUGAAGACUUGAAGAAGAACUUGCAAACCCUAAAUUCCCUUACCCAAGAAUGUAGUGUAUGAAUUAGAUUUUUAUUAGUUUUAAGUCUUUAAACUAUUUUCAUAAUAAGUAGAUGUAUAACGUAUGCCAAUCUUAUGAGGUACAUUUUUAUGUUCUUCUGCAGCAAGUUGACAUUUUGUGGGCGCCUCGAUUGGUUAAUGAGUGGCUGACAUUGGAAGAAUUGCAAGAAAAAUGUCCCCAUUUCAUACCACUCUAAAUAGGGACUCAAAUGAGUUGAGUUCGAACUUUGCUAUAUUCGAGCGUGAUAAAUUAAAGAUGAGAGUUCGAGCUAGAACUAGGGGCGUAUUUGACGUGGGGGCAGCUGCCCCACUCAACCCCCACCUAACCCUAUUAUAUAUAUAUAUAUAGGGAGGAGAUCAAAUAAAAAGAGGUUCUCCCGUGCAAAGUGCGAACGGUUGCACUUUUUCUUCAUCGCGUUGCACUUUUGCGUGUUUCUCCUGACUUUUUCUCGAUGGCAAAAAACUUCGCUUUAAGCCUUUAAUUAUGAAAUUUCCACCGCGUUUUUGAUCAAAUACAGUUCACUUUUGGCUCAUUUUGAGCCAUUAGAUCUAAAAAUGAAUGCAUGAGAUUAAUUCUUACUUUGCAUGGGAAGACCUCUUUGUAUUUGAACCAUCCCCUAUAUAAUAUAUAUAUAUACAUGUGGUUGUGGCCGUUUGCAAUCAGGGGUCUUUGAUGAACUUUGCAACUAAUCCACGCUUGUGCUUUCCUACCGUUACCACCCGCGGGGUCUAAGCAACUGGGCCGUUAGUAAUACGCUACGUGGCACUUUUUUUUGCUUACAUGACUUUUAAUCCCAAUCUAUUAACACCAUGUGUGAUUACAUGGCUUUUAUCCCUAGUCCAUACCGUGUUAACCUAUUUGGACCAUAUAAGCAUACAAAAUCCUUUCUUCUCUUCCACAAACACAAAUACAAAUUUGAAGAGAUGAGUUCUUCUAAUUCGAGCUCUUGUGCGAUGGAUGGAAGACAACAAAUCAAGAAGUGCGGCUGUGGAGUCCAAGCUCCUAUUUGGACGGCGACAACAGAGAAGAAUCGGGGGAAAAAGUUUCAUGGUUGCGACCGUUAUUCUCGAGGGGGCGAACAACAAUGCAAUUUUUUUGAGUGGGUUGAAGAAGAUACGUGUCGUACUUGUCUGGAUAACUUAGAUGCUCUUAUUGAGAAGGUCAGAAGACUUGAAGAAUAUGUCCAGAUGAAAUAGUUGGAGAUGGAGGGUGAAAUAAAGACAUGUGUGUGUGAAAUUGGUGUGUUGAAGGUCCAGAACAUGGAACUGCAACUGCAGAUGUCUAAGAAUCAUAAUGUCACUUUUAAGUGGAAGCUGCUCUGUGCCUCUGUCUGGCCAUGUUAAUUUUCAUGUUCUUUGCAAGUAGAAGAUUUUAGGUCUAAGUUCUUUGCUAAGUUUUCGAUGAAAUGACCAAACCACAUGUAAUUGUGUUUGGGGAUUCCUUUAGUUUAAUUUCAUGUGAGGCGUUUUGUUGUGAGUGAUGUCCAAUGUAAUGCACCAAUGUAAGAACCUUGUAAGGGUUGAUGUCAGAUUGUAUGAAGUUUUUGGCUGUAACAAUUUGUGUGAACUUGUUUAAUGUUAUAGCAGUUUAUUUCUCC